ACUUCAGUCUGACACUGCCCUGUAGUAGUGCGGCUGAUUGUAUACAAUGGCAACAGCUCGCAUUCCAAGCCAUUUGAGAAAACUGGUGGUGCACAACAUUACAAACAAGUUUCGAGAUGCUGUAAAGACGGUCUCCGUCCAGAUACCACAGUUAGGGCCUACUGACUUGCUGGUCAAAACAAGGUUUGUUGGAAUCAAUGCAUCGGACAUAAACUACACUGCUGGUAAAUAUGAUCCCAAGAAAAAGCCACCAUUUGAUGCUGGAUUUGAGGGUGUUGGAGUAGUUGUUGAUAUGGGAGAUGCCUGCAAAGGUUUCAGUCUUGGGCAGCCUGUAGGCUACAUGAAAUAUGGAUCAUUUGCUGAUUAUGUGGUCCUAUCAGCCAAAACUGUCUUCCCACUGCCAGAAGCAAAAGCUGAGUAUGUGCCAUGUCUAGUUAGUGGGUUGACUGCUGCUGUCAGCCUGGAUAAGGUUGGAGAAAUAAAGUCGGGGGAGACGGUUUUAGUGACAGCUGCUGCUGGGGGCACAGGACAGUUUGCUGUUCAGCUUGCCAAAAAUGCUGGAUGCCAUGUUAUUGGAACAUGUUCUACAGAUGACAAAGUGGAAUUUCUUAAGAGUAUUGGUUGUGACAGGCCAGUCAAUUACAAGAAAGAAAACCUGAAUGAGGUGCUAAAAAAAGAAUAUCCAAGGGGAAUAGAUGUUGUUUAUGAAUCUGUAGGAGGAGAAAUGUUUAACAUUGCAUUAGGAAGGCUUGCUCUCCAUGGACGUCUCAUUGUUAUUGGUUUCAUAUCUGGUUAUGAGACAGAUCUUGGUUUUAUCCCCACAAAUUUAUCCACUCUGCCACAAAGGAUCCUGCCCAAAUCAGCCAGUGUGCGAGGAUUUUUCCUGUUCCACCACUACCAGCAUUUCAAGAAACAUUUUCAGAACAUGAUAAGUCUGAUUUCAGCAGGGAAUCUGAAGUCGAUAGUGGACAAUGGUAGACACUGGCCAACAGGACCUUUUAGGGGACUGGACUCUGUACCAAACGCUGUUGAUUAUCUAUAUUCAGGAAAAAGUGUGGGAAAAAUAGUGGUGGAAUUUCCUGAUGAGGAGCAGAGCAAGCUUUGACCACAUCUUGUCUACAUGAAAUUAAAACCACAAAUAACACUGUACUCCCAUUACAAGUUAUCAUGAUGAACCAAAGCUAAGACAGCAGGUUAAUUUUGAAUUGUUACCAAUUUAGUUCUUUGAUGGCAUCAGCAUUUGAUUUGUAUUGCAGAAUUUAAAGACAUGUUUUACAAGGUAUUUGUAAGGGUUACAUUCUUUUCCUUGUCUGAACUACCAGAUAUAUUUCAUCUUGUCCCUUGUUAUAAUGUGCUCAAUACAUGUACAUUGCUGAUGUUGUACACAGAGAUUAGAUGCUGAAAAUGACUGAUUGGAAAUCAAUAACAUAAGCAUAUUAAAUUUUAUUAAUUUUUUUUAAAUGAUGCAAUUUAUGAAAGAAACUUGUAAGUACUCAUUAAAUUUGAUAAAUGAUUUAUUUUCUGAUAUACCAGUGUAAUGAAAUAGAUGACAGCUUUAAACCUUGAGUAAAAUGAAACACAAAAAUAACAUUUGAAUCACUUUAGAGAAUAAGGAAAAAAUAAAUGAAACUUCUAUUUAAGAUGGAAAUUAUUUUUGAUACAUAUUUCACAAUUAACUUAUAUUUUAUGCAUGUGUAAUAGGAACAUUUUUCCUUUUAUAAAGCCUGAAAAUGUACAGUCAAGUGAUAUGAAUAAAUGUUCCCAGUGGACCUUUUGCUUUAUUCAAUUGCUUAAUUGUAAUAUUUUAUUAAAUAAGCAUCUUCCCUAUAAUUAUUGUGAACAAUCACAUAUCCCAUUUUAGUUAAAGGGCAACUCCAUGGGA
Molecule: messenger RNA, 1882 nt
Organism: Lingula anatina
Lineage: Eukaryota; Metazoa; Brachiopoda; Lingulata; Lingulida; Lingulidae
Product: prostaglandin reductase-3
Cellular component (GO): mitochondrion
Molecular function (GO): 15-oxoprostaglandin 13-reductase [NAD(P)+] activity; zinc ion binding
Source: RefSeq, a predicted model, not a curated record